Molecule: messenger RNA, 384 nt
Organism: Coregonus sp. 'balchen'
Lineage: Eukaryota; Metazoa; Chordata; Actinopteri; Salmoniformes; Salmonidae
Source: the annotation of a GenBank genome assembly
AUGAUGGUGCCAUGUGACGCGGAGUACCCUGCCUUCAUCUCUGAGCACACCAUCAGAGAGACCACGGGAAACAUCGACUGUGAGUGCUGUGCCAGAUCUUUUGUAAUUCAACAAAUUCCCAGCAGUAACCUCUUCAUGGUUGUCGUGGACAACAAGUGUGACUGCAGCUCUGCCCCCCUGGUUUCCAUGGAUCCCAUCGAGAUUAUGUACAAUGAGUCUCUGAAAUGUGAUAGGCUGAAGUUUCAGAAGGACAGAAAGCGGCCAGAAUCGCGUCGUCCUUUCCAUCCCGAGGAGAAUGCCAUGGAGUGUGGAGGAGCAGCAGGCCUCUCUGCCCCCCUCACAGCAGCACUGCUCCCCCUACUGGCCAAUCUCAUUAGCAGGUGA